Molecule: messenger RNA, 9694 nt
Organism: Thunnus maccoyii (southern bluefin tuna)
Lineage: Eukaryota; Metazoa; Chordata; Actinopteri; Scombriformes; Scombridae
Product: protocadherin Fat 4
Exons: 15
Coding region: 1-8940 (2979 amino acids)
Biological process (GO): homophilic cell-cell adhesion
Cellular component (GO): cell-cell junction; plasma membrane
Molecular function (GO): calcium ion binding
Source: RefSeq, a predicted model, not a curated record
AUGGCUUUCUCCAAAACUGUUUAUUCAUUUGAAGUGAAAGAAGACACAGUGCCAGGGACAGUUGUGGGAAAGGUGGAAACAAAAUUUGAGAGUCUCACGCCUAUCACAUACUCUGUGCAGGAGGAUGAUGGAGAGAACCUGUUCCUUCUCAGCCCCCUCUCAGGGGAGUUCCUAUUAUCCCGCAGCCUGGAUUACGAAACACAAAGAUUUUUCGUUCUCACAGUGGUGGUGCAGCAGGGGGAUUCGCAGGUAUCCAGUGUCAGGGUGUACUUCAAUGUGUUGGAUGUGAAUGACAACCCCCCUGUUUUCAGUCAGGAAACCUUUUCUACAUCAUUGCUGGAAGAUACUCGGGUUGGCACAUGCUUCCUUUCCUUAAAUGUGUCAGAUAGAGAUGAUGGUGACAAUGGAGACUUGAACCUGAGAGUGGUUGGUGGUGAUGAAGAGGAAGUGUUCUUCAUAACCCCCACUGGUAGUUUAUGUCUGAACACAGAGUUAGACAGAGAGAGACAAUCCUCCUACAAUCUGACUGUGACAGCCAAUGACUGCGCCCAGCCUUUGCCUUUACAGUUCACCACCACAACACAUGUUAAAGUUGUGGUGGAGGAUGUCAAUGACAAUGCUCCAUGGUUUACGUCAGCCAAACGUAUCAGUGUACCAGAGGACACUGCACUUCAUUCUGUUGUAAUGACUGUACAUGCAGAGGAUGCAGACUUUGGAUCCAAUGGGGAGGUUUUAUAUUAUUUAAACAAUAUAUCUGGUGGCGUUUUCAGCAUCAAUAACACAAAUGGAAGAAUAUACCUGGAGGAGGGAUUAGACAGAGAACAGUUAGAUAGGCUGACUAUUACUAUAACAGCUAUUGAUAAAGGCUCACCCAGGAUGGCGACCACUAUUAAUCUCACUAUAAAAGUCGAGGAUGCAAAUGACCAUGACCCUGAGUUCUUACAAAGUACCUACAGCCUGACAGUGAGAGAGGACGUCUCUAGGGGAACAAGCCUGUUGCAGGUUCAGGCUCAUGAUCAGGACAUUGGCAUGAAUGGACAAGUGCGGUACUUGUUGAGACAGACGAGUCCGUUUGUGGUGGACAUGGUUCGAGGUGUCAUCACAGUCAUGGAUAAACUGGACAGAGAGAGAGAUUCAAACUACACCUUAAUCAUAGAAGCUGUAGAUCAGGGUGACAUGCCCAGAUCUGCAACUGCUGCUAUCAGUGUCACAGUCUUGGAUAUCAAUGAUUUUGCACCCCUCUUUUCUCCAGAAACACUGAUCAUACAUGUCAUGGAGAAUGAAGAGGACACCUCUCAGCUACAACAUCAGGUCUCAGCUUUCGAUGAAGAUUUAGGUGUCAACAGUCAGCUUACUUAUUUCAUUCAGAAAGGAGAUGCAGAUGGUUUAUUCUACAUCUCUCCCAAUGGCACGUUUCAAAUUUCACACAGCUUGGAUAGGGAGAGGGAAUCAUUGUACAUCAUAACUGUCAUUUCUGUUGAUUCAGGAUCACCAUCCCUAACAGGUACUCUGACCAUACAUGUUGUUGUGGAUGAUAUUAAUGAUAAUCGUCCAGAGUUUACUGAAGAAGUCUACAACACCAUAGUAUCUGAGGACAGUGCUCAAGGCACUGUGUUUGCUGUGAUAAUGGCGACUGACAUCGAUGAGGGUGUCAGCGGGGAAAUAAGGUAUUUCAUGGAGAACCCCAAUGUGCCUUUUUCCAUUGAGGAAACAUCUGGAGAGCUGUUUACCACUGAUGUCCUGGACAGGGAGACGACAGCCAUUUACAGGUUGACGGUGACUGGCAGUGAUAAGCAUCCCACUCAGCCUCUGUCAAGCACUGUGCUUGUUACCGUGCUCAUUGGGGAUAUUAAUGACCACUGGCCCCAGUUUCUGAACAGCCCCUAUGUGGCCUAUGUGCCCACUGAAAUGGCUCCAGGUUCAGUUGUUUGCGCAGUAAGGGCAGAGGAUGGAGACAUUGAGAUGAAUGCAGAACUUCAGUAUUCCUUAUAUGGACAAAGUUCAGAUCUGUUUUCCAUCAAUCCAUAUAGUGGCACUGUGUUUACUUCAAGUGCUCUCAGGAGAACAGAAGACAUUAUUGUCAACGUACGUGUGGAAGAUGCUGGAGAAAAUCCUAAAUUUGACAUCAGCACCAUUAGUAUCCGGUUUCAGAAUGUCUCCGACUUUCCAGAGAUAAAUGUGGAUUUGCUGACUUAUUCCCUCUCUGAGGAUGAGCCAGUGGGAACUUUAGUGGCUGUGGUCUCUGCAGAAAGCCUCAGGGCCGAGCCCAUCUCCUUUUAUCUAUCCUCUGGAAACUUUGACGACACGUUUCAUGUGGAGCAAUUAAGUGGGGCGCUGACAGUGGAGAGCCCCCUGGAUUAUGAGAACAAAAAUGAGUUUACUUUGUUGAUAGAAGGCAGAGACUCAGGCUCGCCUCCUUUCUCAUCAUUUGCAGAAAUUCACAUAAGCAUCAGUGAUGUAAAUGAUAACUUUCCACAGUUCACUCAAGUUGAGUACAGGUGUGAGGUUUUUGAGAAUUCCCCACCUUCCUGGGUUUGUGAUGUUCUUGCCAUUGAUGCUGAUUCUGGCAGUUUCAGCACAGUGCAGUACAAUAUAACAGAGGGAAACACUGAUAACGCUUUUACAAUUGACCCUGAAAAUGGUAUGUUGAGCACGACGGGAAGUUUAGACAGAGAGUAUAUCCCUGAAUUCAAUUUAACAGUUGAAGCUGCAGAAUUAGACAAUCCUCUUCAUAAAGACAGAGCAACCGUUAUCGUUGUUGUUUUAGACAGAAAUGACAAUGCACCUCGUUUUUCACAAAUUUUUCUAACAGAAGUACCUGAAGAUUCCCCUGUUGGACACAUAGUAAUACAAGUGACUUCAACUGAUGAUGACACUGGUGCCAAUGCAUUGAUUAAUUAUUCCAUAAUUGACCAAAUUGAUGAUCUGUUUAAUAUUGAUUUCACCACUGGCUACAUCACUGUUGAUAGACUUCUGGACAGGGAAAAGCAGGAUCAUUAUAUUAUAAAAGUAAAUGCAAAUGAUUCAGCAUGGAGCAUAAGCACCGAUGUCACUAUAGUCAUCACAGACAUCAAUGAUAAUAGACCAGUAUUUUCUGAUCAUUUCUACACUGUUGUGAUUCCUGAAACCAGAGAUAAAGAGGUGUUUGUUAUGCAAGUUCUUGCUACAGAUGCAGACAUGGGGCAAAACAGUGAGAUUCUGUAUGUUAUUGAACCUCCAAAUGAGGAGUUUUGGGUGAACGCUUCCUCUGGGGAUAUCUAUACGAAGCAGCCAUUAACUUUACACAAUUCAGCUUUUGAAAUCUACCAAUUUACAGUUAUUGCAUUUGACUGCGGCAGUGAUCCUCUGGAAAGUAACGCUACUGUCACAGUAAGAUUAGAGCCAUAUAAUUACUACCCACCAAUGUUUUUGCCUUUACAGCCUCUGAUUCCUGUCCCAUAUCACGUGUCUUUGAGAACUGAGGUGGUCCAGAUUACAGCAAUAGAUCCAGAUGUGAAUAACAGCAGUGCUGGUAUUGAAUAUAUUUUGGUCGGAGGUAAUGCAUCUGAUUUCUUUUCGAUCCAAGCUGACAAUGGAAAAGUAAUGUUAAAUCAGAGUCUGACAGAGAGUGUAAAUUUGUUUCUUACUGUAUUAGUUAUGGCAAAAGAUCAGGGUUCCCCAUCUUUAUCAUCACAAACUGAAAUCAUAUUUGAAAUUACUGGGAAGAAUACAUUUUCUCCAAGCUUUAGAGAGAUAGAUGUCACUUUUUCUGUCCCUGAGGAUUUGUCUAUAGGAUCAGUAAUUGGGAAAAUUAAAGCAGAAGAUGGAGAUUAUGGUCUCAAUGGCGCCAUCAUGUACCACAUUACACCAGAAAAUCCAUAUUUACCAUUCUCUCUAGGAGAAGCAUCUGGGCUGCUAACGCUGAUCAGGGAACUAGACUUUGAAAAAGAAGGUUUUUAUCAUCUCCGAAUCAAAGCCACGGAUGGAGGCUGGGUCUCUAAAACAGGUUUAUUAAAUGUGACAGUGAUAGUUAUGGAUGUCAAUGACAAUCCUCCACUCUUUUCAGCCUCAGAGUACAUCAUCUCAGUGCCUGAAAACUCUGCAAUUGGAACAAAUGUCUUCAAUGUGAAGGCUGCUGAUGCUGACUCUGGUGCAAAUGCCCAAAUAACCUACUCUCUCAUUGCUGGUCAUGUGGAUAAGUUCGCAAUGGACUCAAGAAAUGGCACAAUCACCACUUUGGACGUCUUUGAUUAUGAGCGAGAGCAGAUCUUUGAUAUAACAAUUAAAUCUUCAAACACUGGUGGUCAUCCUUUAUUUAGUUUGGCACAUGUUGUCAUCCAAAUCUCAGAUGUCAAUGAGUUCACACCUACGUUCAAGAAAAAGGAGUUUAACUUUUCGAUAUUUAAAAAUGUGCCCAUUGGAACAAGGAUUGGGAAAGUAACAGCAACAGAUUAUGACCAAGGCUCUGAAGGCAAGGUGUUUUACCUGAUGUUUGGCCAAAACAAAUAUUUGGGCUUUGAAAUCGACAAACUAUCCGGUGAAAUAUACACAAUAGGCAGUUUGAGGAAACAAGGCAACAGUCAUGUCAUUUUAAAAGUUCUGGCAAAGAACUCUGGUGUUAUUACUGGCAUGGAUAUAGAUGAAGCUCUGGUCCAGAUCAGUGUGAUAGACACAAACGAUGCACCCAUUUUCACCUCUGCUCUCUACUUGGUGAAUGUUACAGAAGACAACCUGGUUGGGACAUCUGUGAUAACAGUGAGUGCUCAGGAUCAGGACUCUAUCUUGGACUGGAAUCGUUUCUUCUUCGGCAUUGAACAUGGAAACACAAACUUGUCUUUUGCCAUUGAUCUAUCCAGUGGUGUUAUAUCAGUGAACGCUCCACUUGACAGAGAACAGUGGCCAGUUUAUAACCUGACUGUUACAGCCACUGAUAAUGGCUCUCCACCAGCCACUGGCACCACUAAUGUCAUUGUAACUAUUAGUGAUGUCAAUGACAACGCCCCCAAACUCACGUUUACUGAGGCUCAAGUGAAGGAAAACCAGCCUCCAGGCACCAUAGUGACGAAGUUAAAUGCAUCUGAUUCUGAUUUGCCACCAAACCAGGGACCUUUUACUUACUGGCUGGUGAAUACUUCAACAGAUGGUGCUUUUUCAGUAACUCCCGAUGGCAUUUUAUUCACCACAAGGGCUGCUGAUCGGGAGCAAAUCUCUGCAUAUCGAGUCCUGGUGGUUGUACGGGAUGCAGGGAUCCCUCCGCUGUCAUCCACAACACUGUUCCACAUUAGGAUUGUGGAUGAAAACGAUACCCCUUCAUUGCCCAGAAAUAUCUUUAUUGAGGUGAAAUAUUUCGGCAGUUCUUUCCAAGGAGGCAUGAUUGGUAAUGUCCAUCCUGAUGAUCAGGAUGAGUCUGACAUUUUCAGCUGCAGCAUCAAAAGCGGGUCCCUUAAUAUGUUCACGAUACCUAAUGGCACAUGUGAGUUGUGGUCAUCUCCUUUCCAAGGUGAGGCUACUUUUAACAUCACUAUUGAAGCAACAGAUCAGCUUCACUUCCCAGUCAACAACAGUGUCUAUGUCCACUACAAAGGUUUCACAAAUGCUACCAUGGACAGCUGUAUACUCUUUUAUGUGUCAUCAUCCUCACUGGAAGAAUUUUUGUCUCACAAGUAUUUGAGAUUUGUGAAAGCUCUGGACAGCCUGUUUAACUUACAGGCCUCUAAGACUCAUGUAUUUGGAAUCAAACAUAUUGGCACUGAAAUGCUUUUGUUUGCUGCGGUCAAAAACUACAAUGGUCAAUAUCUAAGCAGAGAAGUCGCGAGUGGCAUCUCCGCCGGACACAGGAAAUUACUAGAGUCACAGAGCAAUGUGACAAUUUCUCACAUCACUAGUGAUCCGUGUCUCACCAGCUCAUGUCAAAACGGGGCAACGUGCAACAAAAACAUAUACAUCAGUCAGGAUGUUGCCGUCCUGGAAAGCAUGGCAGUCAUCUUUGUGUCACCGCAGAAAGAGAUUUUAAAUUGCACCUGUCCAGCCGGCUUCACUGGUUCACUCUGUGAGGAAGAUAUUAGUGAAUGUGAGAUGAGUCCCUGUGAGAAUAAAGGCACAUGUGUGAAUACUCCAGGAAGUUUCUACUGUCAAUGUCAGAAUGGCUUUUCUGGCCCUAUCUGCUCUUCUGAUGUAGAUGAAUGCUUGAAAGUGAAGUGCCAAAAUGGAGGAACUUGUAGCCCCACUCAAAAUGGAUAUCACUGUUACUGUUUGCCUGGAUUUGAAGGAGAAACCUGUGAGCAAUUCCUAGACCACUGUAGAUCAAACCCCUGUGUCCAAGGAAGCUGCAUCAAUUCACAGACAGGAUUCUCUUGUAGUUGUGCCUUUGGAGUCAGUGGUGUCCACUGUGAGGAGCCCAGUUAUGGCUUUGAGGAGAUGUCCUUUAUGGAGUUUCCCCCAUUGGAUCGCAGGACUAAUUUAAUCUCUCUUGAGUUUGCCACAGUGCAAAGGAACUCCUUGCUCCUGUUCAACCCUGGAGGAUCAUCCAGCAGGGAAUUCUUUGCACUGGAGAUACUUGACGGGGCCAUGUGUCUCUCUUAUGACCUGGGAUCAGGACCUGUGAGGCUGCAGACAAACAAGCAAGUGGCAGAUGGACAUUUCCACAGCAUCACUGCCAGGAGGAUUGGCAAUAUGGGCUCUUUGUAUGUGGACAACUGCACAGAUGUUCAGAGCAGUGGAUUUUGUUAUUCACAGAGUGAUGGCAGUAGCUCAGAAAGCAGGACACUGGAUGUUGAAAAUAGUAAUAUAACAUUUGGGGGACUGAGGACCGUUGAAUCCAUUUUGCUGCAUUCUGCUCAGAUAAGAACCCAUGACUUUGUUGGGUGUAUUCGAAACAUUUAUGUGAAUGGCGUCCUGCUGAGACCUUCAAUGGCCCUUACAACAUAUAACAUUCUUGAUAGGUGUCCUCGGGCAACAGCAUCACCAUGUCACAGAAACCCAUGUAAGAAUGGUGGUGUGUGCCAUGACCUUUGGUCUGACUAUCUUUGUGAGUGCAAAAGCCCUUUCACUGGAAGAAACUGUGCCAAAGAAAUGUCACAGGAGCUUGUAUUGAGAUUUAACGGCAAUGACUACAUAGAGUAUGUCAUCAAAGAGAGAUCCAAGAGAGACUAUCUGCUUAAGGACUUGCUGGAUGAUGAGAAACGGGGGAACAGCAGAAACCAAACAGCGAUUAACAUAAAAUUCAAGACCCAAUAUAAUGGAGUGUUAAUGUUUGUUCUCGGACAGACAGAAUAUACUGUGCUUAAGAUAAAAGACAGAAAGCCUGUAUACAUUUCCAAAGACAUCCUAUCAGGACAGCUGUCAGAGUUCACUGUGGACUCCACAGUGGCUGACGGGAUCUGGCAUGUCCUCUCCUUGUUCAGCAAUGGUCAGAACAUUUUUCUGCUUCUGGAUGGAAAAGCAGUCUUAAACAUCACAGACAGAAGUAUUGAUCUCACUCCUGUUAAUGUGGAAAAGAUUAUUUUUGGUUCAGCCCCGACAGGAGAUUCGAAGCCCCAGGAGGCAGGGUUCACUGGAUGUGUGCAGUAUUUCAAUGUGACAGGUUACACUCUGCCAGUCAGCGGACACAGUGAGAUGGUGGACGUUUGGCCGAGCUCAACUCUCAUCCAGUCAAGCUGCAGCUCUUCAGAUUACUGCCUGCCCUCUCCCUGCACCGAAGAUGACACAGCUAGGAAGAACUGUCUCUCCACACAUUGUCAAAACCGAUGGCAGUGUGGACCUGUGGUGCAGAACGGAUCCUGCAUCUGUUUGCAUAAUGUUUCGGACCAUGUCUGUGAUAUGUGCAUCUCCACAACAGAGAGCUAUGAUGGAUGCUCUGAGAUGCAGGGCAGCCUGCCUCUGUGGCUCAUUGCUGUGAUUAUUCCAGUUCUCUCCAUCCUGGUUAUUAUAGGAAUGUUUAUUGCUCUUUACAGAGUGAGACGACAGAAUCCAAAGUGUCAGAGAGACAGCUCACCACAGAAAACAGAGCAAGGGACAGACAACAUGGCAUUUUGCUUUGAUGACAGCAGAAUGCUCACAGAUGCUGCAGAACAAGGGAAAGAGCGUGAUCUGAUGAGUGCUAAUCGGCAGAGGUCAAGUAUGGAGUGUUACAGUGAUACCAGUCUAUCAAGUGUUCAGCCAGUGCCAAACAGUGAGCUGGAGUAUUAUGAAAUCAGCAGCAUCUGUAGUGCAUUUCUAUCAGACACUGCCUCACUCAAGCUCAGCUGGCACAAGCAUUUGUACAGCACAAAGUGUGUGAACGCUGAUUCUAAACAGUGGCGAGAUUUGAGGAUGCUGUUUGAAGGUUUUAAGAAAGGAUGCCCCGGUGAAGACAGCACACACAGUCCUACGAAACCUGAACAUGUUGCAUCCCUAAACAAACAGUUGUUGACUAAGAUAAAUACUGUGCAGUCCCAGAAAACACAGCCUUGUUGCACAAAGAGGAUCCUACAACCAGAGCUCCUAGAACCUGUGCAAUGUCUCACUUUUGAAGAAAUAAGUAAAUUAAACUCUCCUAUAGAGCAAACAGUGCCACAUGGAGCAUCCCUGAGGCCUGGACCUGCCAAGUCCACCACGAUGAUCAGUGUGUCAUCUGACAGUGAAACAGACAGCACAUUUACCUGCUUGGAGUCUGAGUAUGGACAGUUUUCUAUCAUCAACACCAGGAGAUAUAUACAUAAACAAUCGACUCUGUCAGCAUGCAGCUUCAGACAACAAGGCAUCUUGCCUGUCAACUCAUUGUUCAAACACACCUGCCAGUCUGCUGCAGAUCAGCUUGAAGCUGACAGUACUCCCUCUGGUACUUUUGAGCAAUGGGAAAAUAUUUUCAAUAUGAAUCUUCCUUUUAGCAUGUAUGCUUCUGUAUUUGAGGAUAUUGCAUGUCUACCUGUUGAACCCAGUCACAGCUAUGAUAUGCAUAGUGACAUAGAGGAAAUAAUUUGACGGGGAUUAUAUUGUAGUUUUUGGGUCAGAUUGAAAACUACAAAGUAUUUAUAUGAUCUUUUUUUUUUUUUAAUUUAAAAAUCAGAACAGGAGAAUGACAGACAUGCUUCUGCGCAUAUAUAGCAGCUCCAUAAUUAGAUUAGUCAGGAACAUUAUAAAAUAUAGAUCAUACAACUAAUAAUUAAAAAAAGAGUUGACACAAUAUCAAAUGUGCUUCACAAUGUGUUCCAGAAAAGUAGCAUUUUUUGUGCUUUUUGAUUAUGAAGAUUGAUAAGGGAUGCAUAAAAGUUUUCUACAUCAACACUUUACUGAAACAUAUUUGAUACAAUUAUGCUGUUUACGUCAUCAAAAAACAUGAAUAAUGUAAAUGUGACACAAAUCUAAAUUUUUGAUUGGAGCAUGUAUUGCACAAACAGUGAAAGGUAUAUAAGAACAUGAUAUCAAAUGAUAGAUUAUAGUGCUCCUAAAUUCAAUGAAUUAAAAUGAAACAUUCUCCAUUAUCUCACUUGAAAUCUUUGUGCUUUCAAAUGCUCUAAACACCAAUAAGUAAGAGAAUGUAAGUAAAUGAUAAAGGAUAUUAGUUGUGUUAUGACAGCUUAAUGUCAUAUAACAAAACAAAGAGAGCAAAAUUGUGUGUGCAGAGAAAAUUAGUUUAAAAGACAGAAAUCCUGGUCAGGGGAUGGAAGGUGGAGUCUGUUGCUGUACUGUACUAAUAAAGAAUGUUAAACUCUCUCUAGAUGCAUGUUUUUGAACC